Odobenus rosmarus divergens (Pacific walrus) is the source of this 2223-nucleotide messenger RNA. It is a transcript of the gene LETM1, whose product is annotated as leucine zipper-EF-hand containing transmembrane protein 1. NCBI's taxonomy places the organism in Eukaryota, Metazoa, Chordata, Mammalia, Carnivora, Odobenidae. Gene Ontology annotation, molecular function: calcium ion binding; ribosome binding. The record is from RefSeq and is a predicted model, not a curated record. Gene Ontology annotation, biological process: intracellular monoatomic cation homeostasis. The coding region runs from base 1 to 2223 and encodes 740 amino acids. Gene Ontology annotation, cellular component: mitochondrial inner membrane. The transcript has 14 exons.
AUGGCGUCCAUCUUACUGAGGAGCUGCCGCGGCCGGGGGCCCACCCGCCUCCCGCCGCCCCGCGCCGCAGCCCCGAGGGGUAGUCUGGGAGGUCAUGCCUGUCUCCGCUGCGCCGGCACCGCAGGGCUGAUGAGCCACCUGAACGUGCCAUUUCGCUGCUGCACUCCCGUCCACCCUGUGCGCCUUUCCUUCAGAACCGAUCCCCGUGGCUAUUGGACUCUGAGGCCUGAGCGCGUGUGCUCGGCGGCCGGAGUGCCGUGGGCCCCCACCUCCACCAGUCUGGUUGUCCCAGGGCCACCGUUCCUUCCCUUGCGCUGCUGGCACUCGUCACCCCCUCUGGGCGAUGACUCUGUGGUGGAGAAGUCCCUCAAGUCCCUAAAGGACAAGAACAAGAAGCUGGAGGAGGGAGGCCCUGUGUACAGCCCCCCCCUGGAGGUGGCGGUGAAGAAGUCGCUGGGGCAGAGGGUCCUGGACGAGCUGAAGCACUACUACCACGGCUUCCGCCUGCUCUGGAUUGACACCAAGAUCGCUGCGCGCAUGCUCUGGCGAAUCCUCCAUGGCCACAGCCUGACCCGCAGAGAGCGCAGGCAGUUUCUCCGGAUAUGCGCUGACCUCUUUCGCCUGGUCCCCUUCCUGGUCUUUGUGGUGGUGCCAUUCAUGGAGUUCCUGCUUCCUGUCGCUGUGAAGCUCUUCCCCAAUAUGUUGCCGUCCACGUUCGAGACCCAGUCCAUCAAGGAGGAGAGGCUGAAGAAGGAGCUGCGCGUCAAGCUGGAGCUGGCCAAGUUCCUGCAGGACACCAUUGAGGAGAUGGCCCUGAAGAACAAGGCAGCCAAGGGGAACGCCACCAAAGACUUCUCCGUGUUUUUCCAGAAGAUCCGAGAGACGGGUGAGAGACCCAGCAAUGAGGAGAUCCUGCGUUUCUCCAAGUUGUUUGAGGACGAGCUGACCCUGGAUAACCUGACGCGGCCGCAGCUGGUGGCCCUGUGCAAGCUGCUGGAGCUCCAGUCCAUCGGCACCAACAACUUCCUGCGCUUCCAGCUCACCAUGAGGCUGCGGUCCAUCAAGGCUGACGACAAGCUGAUCGCUGAGGAAGGGGUGGACAGCCUGAAUGUGAAGGAGUUGCAGUCAGCGUGUCGGGCACGAGGCAUGCGGGCCCUCGGUGUCACAGAGGAUCGGCUGAAGGACCAGCUGAAGCAGUGGCUGGAGCUGCACCUACAUCAGGAAAUCCCAACAUCCCUGCUCAUCCUGUCCCGGGCCAUGUACCUCCCAGACACCCUCUCGCCCGCCGACCAGCUCAAGUCCACGCUGCAGACACUCCCGGAGAUCGUGGCAAAGGAGGCCCAGGUGAAGGUGGCCGAAGUGGAGGGUGAGCAGGUGGACAACAAGGCAAAGCUAGAGGCCACGCUGCAGGAGGAGGCGGCCAUCCAGCAGGAGCAUCGGGAGAAGGAGCUUCAGAGGCUCUCCGAGGCAGCGAAGGAAGUGGAGCCCGAAGUGGCGGCAGAGGCUGCCGCUGGGAGGCCUGCGGCUGAGCUGCAGCCCGAAGUGCCCGAAGUGACCCUGCCGUCAGAGGCCCUGAAGGACACGGCCCCUGUCCUAGAAGGCUUGAAGGAAGAGGAAAUAACAAAAGAGGAAAUCGACAUACUCAGCAACGCCUGCUCGAAGCUGAAAGAGCAGAAGUCGUCCCUGACGAAGGAGAAAGAGGAGCUGGAGCUGCUCAAGGAGGACGUGCAGGACUACAGCGAGGACUUGCAAGAGAUCAAGAAGGAGCUUUCCAAGACCGGCGAAGAGAUCUACGUGGAGGAGUCUACAGCCAGCAAGAGGCUGACGAAGAGGGUGCAGCAGAUGAUCGGGCAGAUAGACAGCCUGCUGUGCCAGCUGGAGGCCGACCAGCAGGCCGGCAAGCCAGGCCUCACCCCUGAGCAGCAGCCUGCGGGGGAGACUGUCAUCAGCAUCACCGAGCUCAUCAGUGCCAUGAAGCAAAUCAAGCACAUUCCAGAAAACAAGCUCAUCAGCUUGGCCUCCGCGCUGGAUGAAAAUAAGGAUGGCAAGAUCAACAUCGAUGACCUCGUCAAGGUGAUCGAGCUGGUGGACAAAGAAGACAUCCACAUCUCCACCAGCCAGGUGGCCGAGAUCGUGGCCAUGUUGGAAAAGGAGGAGAAGGUGGAGGAGAAGGAGAAGGCCAAGGAGAAGGCUGGGAAGGAGGCCGCCGAAGUGAAGAAUUAG